AUGGGAGAUUUUGAUGGUUACCUGCUUGGUGACAGAGGUAGGCAUGUAUAUCACAAAACAGGCAGAACAAGAGAUAUAUUCAAUUGCUCAAAAGCACAGAGCGUGUCUUUCAAUGUGGGCUAUGCUGUGGUGCUGUACAGACUAGAUGGUAGGUUAAAGGGCAAGGUACAGGGAGAAGAGGAGACCAGCAAGGUAACCAGCCAGCUAAGGAAGGCCCUGGUCCUGGAGCCUGAAAAUGUGGAGGUUAUGGCCCUCUUAGCCCUAAAACUGCAAAGCCAGGACAAGGACAGACAGGAAGCCAUGGCACUUGUCAAGCAGGUCCUGAGCCUGUCCCCAGAUUCUCUUCUGGUUACCAACCAUUUAACCAAGUUCUUUAAAAUGGAGGGAUCCAUUAAGGAGUCUUUGGAUGUUCUAAGGAAGGCUCUGGAGGUCACUCCCACAUCCUUCUCUCUGCACUACCAGACAGGCCUGUGCCACCAGUGGCUGCUCUUCCAGAUGCUGGAGGAGAGGAGGCAGCGUGCGAGGAUGAAGCAGGUUGCGUCGGAAAGCAUGCUUGACAACGAAACUGCAGAGAGCAUACAUCACUUCUCAAGAGCUGUGGAGCUACAGCCUUCCAACAUCUCGGCUCGUGUGAAGUUGGCAGAGGCCUACGGUCAAAACCUGCAGAUGGAAGAGGCUACUAAGAUCUUCAUCUCCCUGGAGAAGGACCAGAGCCUGGGGGAGUUUGAGCGGCAGCAUGUGCUAUGCUCCUAUGGGUGUUUCUUGAUGUAUGAAAUCAGGAGCCUGAGCGCAACUGUCACACAGUUGAAAGCAGCCUAUCAAAUUCCAGUUCAUACAGGUGAAAAACACAAGGCAGAAAAAAAGUUGAGGCUGAUAGCUGAAUGGUGGAGCACACAGCAUUCCAAGGAAGCCAAUGAGAUACUGACCUUUCUGCAUGACCAGGACAAACAGGAGCAGGAGAGACAAAGAGAGAAGGAGAACGAGAACGAGGAGAAAUCAAGAGUGGAGCAGAGGAGUGUGAAGGAGAGCAGGAGGCAGAAGAGGGAGCUACAGAAAGAGAAGAAGAAAGAGAGGAAAAAGAGAAAGAGAGAGAGAGAUGAAUAAAGAGAAAGAGAAUCAAAGGAAGGAGAACAAGCAAAUGCUACAGGAGAAAAUGAGGGAUGACCUGUCAACCACUUUUGAGUUUUAGAUUGAACAUUUGCCCAUGCUGUUUGCCAAUCUGAGAUGGAAAUAAUUUGUAACUUUACCUCUAAAACAUUUUUAACUGAAUGUGACUAGUUGAUUUUCAAAGACAAACAUACAAUACUUGCAUAACUAGAGAGAGUACAAUUUCAGGGAAAUUGUGAGGUGUGCUUGCCACGCUGGGGGCACUUUUAUUUUUUUUAAUUUUACUAUAUCACCUCCAAACCUAUUGUUUAAACUAAUAUCAAACAUCCAAACAUUUGGAGAAUUUUCAUUGGUGUACUUACAUUUUGCAACUGAUAUUUCUGUAUAUUUUAAAUAUGUAUGCAUAUGUAAGGCUGGGUGUCAUCCUGCCCCCACCUCUCAUAUGCUAAAACCUGGAGUUGCUGGACGGGGUCUCUACUUGAUGGCUCUCACAUCUCAUUGUGUAACUUACUGUAGCAUUGCCAGUCAUAUGUUGAUAAGUAAGGGUCAAUAUGUGGUCUGAUUGGUUGUUCUUGUGUAUAAAGGGAAUUGUGAAGCAUUGUUCUGUGGAUUCUUCAUCUCCUGAGGCCUUCUCCUCAGCUCUGGCUAGUCCUUCUCCUUCCUCACAUAUUGCUUUUUAUCUCUGGUUUACAAUAAUCAUGGUAGCGUAGGUAAGAGUUUACCUUCAUUUUGUAACACGUUUGCCUUGUAAUUGAUUUCAUUCAUUUGCAAUGUUAUUAAAUGUAUAUUUCAUGUAACCUUACUUUGACCAUUCUUGCUCUGAUUUGACCCUUAGAGUCAAAUAACUGUAAUUCCAUUGGUAUUGGCAUUAUUUGGUUCAUGCUAAUACACUGUUCAGUUUCCCAUCUUCUGGGGAGGGAGGGAGGGGGGCAGUUACAUUGGGGCCAGAGGUUCUGUUAGAGGGGCCAGUUACAUUAAACAUUAUUGUUGUCAUAUAGUUUUCUUCACUGCAGUGCAGGCAUUAACAGGCAAAAGCAGUGGCGCCCCCAGAAAUGUUUUAUAGGAGUGGCCAGAUGGGGCAACUGAAAAUCUUGGGGUGGCACUCCAAAAUCAAAAGCCAUAACUGAAUUUCAGGGAUCUAUAAUGCUGUUGUAGUAUAUAGAUUAUUUAGGUAAUUGAGGUGGGGGGAGGGUUACUUUGACGGGUGUGAUUGUCUUUUUCAACUGAUACCUUAUGGCACUUUUGGCCUUGUUUGAACACACACUGGAGCCCCGCCUUGUAAUGUUUCUAAUAUAUAUUAAACUUGGGUUCAUCAAAGAUCA
Osmerus eperlanus (European smelt) is the source of this 2429-nucleotide messenger RNA. Its product is annotated as interferon-induced protein with tetratricopeptide repeats 5-like. Bases 1 to 1104 code for a protein of 367 amino acids. Gene Ontology annotation, biological process: defense response to virus. The record is from RefSeq and is a predicted model, not a curated record. The transcript is spliced from 2 exons. Gene Ontology annotation, cellular component: cytosol. Lineage: Eukaryota; Metazoa; Chordata; Actinopteri; Osmeriformes; Osmeridae. Gene Ontology annotation, molecular function: protein binding.